This is a messenger RNA of Topomyia yanbarensis, 1280 nucleotides long. RefSeq lists its product as uncharacterized. The record is from RefSeq and is a predicted model, not a curated record. NCBI's taxonomy places the organism in Eukaryota, Metazoa, Arthropoda, Insecta, Diptera, Culicidae. The transcript is spliced from 2 exons. The coding region runs from base 9 to 1280 and encodes 423 amino acids.
AAAAAAUAAUGGAGAACGCGGAUGUCUUUCUUGAGUAUUUUUCUGAUUCGAGCGAUGAAGAAAAUCAUUUCGCGGAACAAAUAUUGAUAUACGCAUAUGGAACGACAAAUUCAAUCACCCGAAGAAGCCGAGGUGGUUCCCAACCUGGAAAACGACCGAAUAUUGACCGACGAGCAGAGGAAGGUGCCAUUCGAUUGUUCAAAGAUUACUUUUCGGAAACACCUAUAUAUACGGAUGAACAAUUUCGUCGACGUUAUCGGAUGCAUCGAAAAUUGUUUUUGAAAAUUAAAACGAAGAUUGAAACAAACGAAUACUUUAUUCAAAAACCAGACGCAACUGGAAAAUUGGGACUGACAUGCAUCCAGAAAUGCACGGCUGCUAUUCGUCAGUUAGCAUAUGGAUCACCGUCGGAUGCAAUGGACGAAUACGUUCGAAUCGGCGAAUCUACAGCUCGAAAGUGUUUGAUGGAAUUUUGUCGCACGGUUGACACAAUAUUUAGCGAUGAAUUCCUACGCUCACCCACGCGUUCAGAUUUGAAGCGUCUACUUAAAGUCGGAAAUGAGCGAGGUUUUCCGGGUAUGCUGGGAUCGUUAGAUUGCUGCCAUUGGCAGUGGAAGAACUGUCCUACUGCUUGGGCAGGGCAGUAUAAAGGUAAAGAGAAGAAACCUACUAUUGUUCUUGAAGUGGUUGCAUCGUACGACUUAUGGAUAUGGCAUGCAUUCUUUGGUAUGCCAGGAUCAAACAAUGAUAUUACUGUACUGCAUAGGUCCCCUCUAUUUUCAAACCUAUAUAGCGGCAAAACACCAUCAGUGAAGUAUGAGGUUAAUGGUCACACUUACAAUACCGGGUACUAUUUAGCAGACGGAAUAUAUCCUCCACUUGCCACACUUGUGCAAACUAUAGCGUCGCCCGUUGGCCAAAAGCGCAAGUACUUCGCAGAAAGGCAAGAGUCUACUAGAAAAGAUGUGGAACGCGCCUUCGGUGUGUUGAUGGCACGGUUUGCCAUUAUAAAAAAUCCGGCUAGGUUGUGGAAUAAAGAGGAUUUGAAAUCUAUUAUGCGCACCUGUAUAAUUCUUCAUAACAUGAUCAUUGAAGAUGAACGGGAAGAUUUAACGUCAUACGAUAUAGAGGAAAGCAAUGUUCAUGAAGUAGUGAGACCAGUUGAUGAUUUUACAGCGUUUCUGGGUCGAUACAGAGAAGUACAUAACACCAGCCUUCAUCAUCAACUACAGAAUGACCUGAUUGAGCAUCUUUGGAAUAUGAAAGGGGAUGAAGAGUAG